AUGCCCAGAUCACCAGACAGGAGACGCCAUCGCAGCCCAAUUCCAGAUAAACACGGAGAUAGAGACAGAGACGACCGUAAAAGAGAGAAAAAACGCAAGCAUAAGCAUCGUUCACGUUCACCGGACGACGACGACGAUCGUAAACGACGACGACGCAAAGAAAAGAAACACAAAAAGGAACGCUAUCGCGAUUACAGCGAUGACGAAUUCGAAGACGAUCAUGACCAGCAACAAGACGAUUCGUCUUCUUCACGACUGCAACAUCUCGGCUACUCUAACGUAAAUAAUCCUUUCAACGACGUAAAUCUGGAAUCCAAGUUUGUUUGGUCAAAAAAGAAAGAUAGCGACCGCAAAAAAUUUGGCAAGGACAGAGAAGAGAUUCGACGUAACGAGAUUGAACGUAGACGCGAAGCAGAGGAAGAACUGGCCAAAUUGAACAAGCGUCGAGCCGAGCGUGAGAUUGAAAUGCAACUACGUGAAGAAGAAGCGAUGCGUAUGCAACGAGAGGCAGAGUUGGCUCAGAUGGGUGAUUGGGAAGCCAAGGAAGAAGAGUUUCAUUUGGAACAGGCGAAACGACGGGCUGAAAUCCGGAUAAAGGAAGGAAGAGCCAAGCCGAUUGAUAUUCUUGCCAUGAAUUUGCGGUUAGCAAAUGAGCCCGAUAAAGUAGAGGAGGAUGUCGAGCUUGAGAUUGAUUUGGAGGAGCCUUAUACCAUAUUUGACAAUUUGACUCUGGAAGAAACAGACGAACUACACAAGGAUAUCCAAAUGCACUUGAAUCUCGAAAAGAACGAAAAAACACUCGAAUUUUGGCGCGCAUUGAUUGUCGUAGCAGAAGAUCGUUUGACCAAGUUACGCAAAGACGAAAACCAGCGUGCUGCUACAGGUGUUUCCGAAGGCGUGCAGCACGACAUUGACCGCGUUCUCUCUGGCAAGUCCCAUGCCCAACUUAUUGUACUACAAAACCAAAUUAUGCAGAAAUUACGCUCCAACGAGCCGGUCGAUGUUGAAUAUUGGGAAAACUUGCUAAGCGAGUUGGUUGUCUACAAGGCCAAGGCCAAAUUGACAGACAUGCAUCAAGAGCUUUUGGCCCAGCGAUUACAGCAAUUGAGAUCGAAGCAACAAGAAGAAGCUAUGAAGGUUCAAGAAGAAUUACAACGCGUGCUUGAACAAGAAGGUGUCGAAGUACAUGGUCGUGGUGUUGAAUCAGGUGAAGGUAUCCAAGUCGAGCCUGUGGAUCAGUCCUUGAUGGAAGAACAAGAUCGGGUAUUCGAAGAACAGAUCGAGGAAGAGGAGGAAGAAGCUGAUCAGGAUGGACUUAUGCUUGAGAAGUAUGAGCGUGCCAUGAGCCCUGAACCGUACGAGCACUUGACCCGAGAAGAUCGCGAUUAUCCAGUUGUAGAUCCGAAGGAUGACUUGAAAGACUUGGUGGAACAACGACGCAAAGUUCUGGCCACAAAGAUUAUUCCCGUCAGGCACAAGCCUAAGCCUGUCCAGACUUCCAACGAACCACAAGACGAUUCAAUUGCUUCUGCGGUUCUAUUCGAACAAGAAGCCGCUAAAGGCGUUGAUGAAGACGAAGCCAUUUUCAAUAUUGAAGCAGAACUCGCUAAACAAACGUACAUGUGGCAAGACAAAUAUCGACCUCGUAAGCCACGGUACUUUAAUCGUGUUCAUACUGGUUACGAAUGGAACAAAUACAAUCAGACCCACUAUGAUCACGAUAACCCACCACCCAAAGUGGUGCAGGGAUAUAAGUUUAAUAUUUUCUAUCCGGAUCUGAUCAACAAGUCGGCUGCCCCCACAUAUUAUAUCGAGAAAGAUCCAGAAUCUCCGGAGACUGUGUUGAUUCGUUUCAAGGCUGGACCACCUUAUGAGGAUCUUGCUUUCCGUAUCGUCAAUCGUGAAUGGGAAUACUCGCACAAAAAAGGAUUUAAAUGUAGUUUCGACAGAGGUGUACUUAGUUUGUGGUUCCAUUUCAAGCGUCAAUUCUACAGAAAGUAA
Molecule: messenger RNA, 2001 nt
Organism: Zychaea mexicana
Lineage: Eukaryota; Fungi; Mucoromycota; Mucoromycetes; Mucorales; Lichtheimiaceae
Product: mid region of cactin-domain-containing protein
Exons: 5
Coding region: 1-2001 (666 amino acids)
Biological process (GO): mRNA cis splicing, via spliceosome
Cellular component (GO): spliceosomal complex; cytoplasm
Molecular function (GO): protein binding
Source: RefSeq, a predicted model, not a curated record